AUGUCAAGGAUCAAACCACAGAACCAAGGACCAAACCACAGAACCCGUCCCCAAGGACCAAACCACAGAACCCGUCCCCAAGUACCAAACCACAGAACCAAGGACCAAACCACAGAACCCGUCCCCAAGGACCAAACCACAGAACCCGUCCCCAAGGACCAAACCACAGAACCCGUCCCCAAGUACCAAACCACAGAACCCGUCCCCAAGGACCAAACCACAGAACCAAGGACCAAACCACAGAACCCGUCCCCAAGGACCAAACCACAGAACCCGUCCCCAAGCACCAAACCACAGAACCAAGGACCAAACCACAGAACCAACGACCAAACCACAGAACCCGUCCCCAAGAACCAAACCACAGAACCAAGGACCAAACCACAGAACCAAUCCCCAAGGACCAAACCACAGAACCAAGGACCAAACCACAGAACCAGGCCCCAAGGACCAAACCACAGAACCCGUCCCCAAGGACCAAACCACAGAACCAAGGACCAAACCACAGAACCAAUCCCCAAGGACCAAACCACAGAACCAAGGACCAAACCACAGAACCAGGCCCCAAGGACCAAACCACAGAACCCGUCCCCAAGGACCAAACCACAGAACCAAGGACCAAACCACAGAACCCGUCCCCAAGGACCAAACCAUAGAACCAAGGACCAAACCACAGAACCAGUCCCCAAGGACCAAACCAUAGAACCAAGGACCAAACCACAGAACCAAGGACCAAACCACAGAACCCGUCCCCAAGGACCAAACCACAGAACCAAGGACCAAACCACAGAACCAGUCCCCAAGGACCAAACCAUAGAACCAAGGACCAAACCACAGAACCAAGGACCAAACCACAGAACCCGUCCCCAAGAAUCAAACCACAGAACCAAGGACCAAACCACGGAACCCGUCCCCAAGGACCAAACCACAGAACCAAGGACCAAACCACGGAACCGUGCCUGA
This is a messenger RNA of Melanotaenia boesemani (Boeseman's rainbowfish), 960 nucleotides long. Its product is annotated as basic salivary proline-rich protein 1-like. The coding region runs from base 1 to 960 and encodes 319 amino acids. Lineage: Eukaryota; Metazoa; Chordata; Actinopteri; Atheriniformes; Melanotaeniidae. The record is from RefSeq and is a predicted model, not a curated record. The transcript has a single exon.